Molecule: messenger RNA, 1178 nt
Organism: Hirundo rustica (Barn swallow)
Lineage: Eukaryota; Metazoa; Chordata; Aves; Passeriformes; Hirundinidae
Gene: TSPO
Product: translocator protein
Exons: 4
Coding region: 75-578 (167 amino acids)
Cellular component (GO): membrane; endoplasmic reticulum
Molecular function (GO): cholesterol binding
Source: RefSeq, a predicted model, not a curated record
GCUUGGCCGUCCCGCCAGAGCAGGCGCGGCCGGCGGCAGCAGCGGCGCGGAGGACGAGGAGGUUCACUGUCUCAAUGGAAGUGGUACCAGCCUGGGUCCCAGCAGUAGGUUUCACACUCCUGCCACAUGCAGGAGGACUUUUAGGAAGCAAUAUAACCAAAAGGGAAAUCCCAACAUGGUAUGAAACUCUGCAGAAGCCAUCCUGGUGUCCACCUAACUGGGUGUUUGCUCCUGUUUGGGGAACUCUCUAUACAUCUAUGGGAUACGGCUCCUACCUGGUGUGGAAGGAACUGGGGGGCUUCAGUGAAAAGUCAGUGGUUCCUCUGGGUCUGUAUGCAGGGAACCUGGCUUUAAACUGGGCAUGGACUCCAAUAUUUUUUGGAGCUCACAAAAUGGGAUGGGGGUUGGUGACUCUCCUGCUUACAACUGGUACAGCAACAGCUACCACUGCUUCCUGGUACAACAUCAACAAAACAGCAGCUUAUUUGAUGGUUCCUUAUUUAGCUUGGCUAAGCUUGGCUUCUGCACUCAAUUAUCGGGUCUGGAAGGACAAUCGCAACAAGAAAAAGCCUGAAUAAGCAGUUUGCAGCCAAAACCAUGUUUUUCCCACAAUAUUUUUUUAUAUAAAAAGUUAUGGCCUUAUAUUUUUAGGUGAACUAUUUCUGCCAUUACUUUGGUAAUUACAAGCUGACAAAACAAAUACAACUUUAUUGGGCAAGCCACAAAGGGGUGUAUGCCUGAUUGGGUUUUAUAGCAAAUGAGAAGAAAGUCUUGACUGAAAAGUGGUAAGUGCCAUAUUAGAGUAUUAUAUGUUACAUGACAAUAUUACAUGUUACAUGACAACGACAACAGCAUUUUAACUGUUACCAGAAUAAAGCAGGAACCAAACUUGCUUGUGUUCAGAGGAAGAAAUCCAGCCACACACUAACACAGUUUCCAGAAAGGUGUUCCUAACAGGUGUUCCACGGUGAUUGUGGCCUGAAUCUUUCAUAUUUACCACUAGGCACAGUGCUUUUGUGCUAUGAUGUGUAUGACUACAGCCACCAGAUAUUUGUCUUCUGGCCAUUGUACUCUGGAAAUGUUUAAGACAAGCUCUUUUUAACAAUUUGUGCUUUCCCACUUAGAAGAACUGUACAUGCAUUCAACUAAAUGCAUUAAACUACAUGUAAACUUAAUAA